Molecule: messenger RNA, 3264 nt
Organism: Phlebotomus papatasi
Lineage: Eukaryota; Metazoa; Arthropoda; Insecta; Diptera; Psychodidae
Gene: neb
Product: kinesin-like protein KIF14
Exons: 4
Coding region: 1-3108 (1035 amino acids)
Biological process (GO): microtubule-based movement
Cellular component (GO): kinesin complex; microtubule
Molecular function (GO): ATP binding; microtubule motor activity; ATP hydrolysis activity
Source: RefSeq, a predicted model, not a curated record
AUGUCUUGCCGAAAUACCCCACGUACACCAAAAAAUCCCUUAAAAUGUGCAACGCCGAAGUCUUCAAACAAGCCGCCGAGAAAACGCGAAGUUUCAAAUGAAGCCGGAAGCACAGGAAAAUUCCUCAAUACUGCCUUCAGUUUGGAGAGUAGGAGUGCCAGGAAGAGGGCAAAUCCCCCAUCAAAUGAUCCUUUUCAAACACCAACUACCACCCCGAAAAGGGAGAAUCCCCGAUACUACUUCACGCCCGAAUGUUUUGCAAAUGUCUCAUUGGAUGCAUCCGUGAGAUCAGCCAGGAAAACACCAGCUGCACAGGAACAGGAGCCUGAAGUCAGCAAUCUCACAGUUGCUGUGAGAGUGCGUCCAAUGAAUAAGCGUGAGCUGACAGUACCAUCAAUAAGCAAUAUUAUCCAUGUGAAAAACAAUGAGGUCACUGUACUGGCGGGCUCAUCUGCUGAUAGUUCAGCUGGAAUCACACGGGAAUUCGCCUACGACUGCGCCUUCUGGUCGUGCAAUUCUCAGCAUCAAGAAUACGCAGAUCAAAAGGUGAUUUUCGAAAGUAUAGGAAUGCCACUCGUGGAUAAGGCAUUCGAAGGAUACAAUGUUUGUCUCUUUGCCUACGGACAAACAUCAUCCGGGAAGAGCUACAGCAUGAUGGGCAUCGAUGCAGAUAAUACCGACACAAUUGCACCAAAUUCAGAAGCUGGAAUUAUUCCGCGCUUCUGCCAUGAACUCUUUAGGCGUAUUGAAAGCAUGAAGAAUUCAACUUUGGCUGAAGUUGAAGUGAGCUAUUUUGAGAUUUACAAUGAGAAAAUUCAUGAUCUCUUGAGUGUCACAUCGUGCCUCAAUACCACUCCCAGUAGUGGCAAGAAAAGUGCUCUUAAGGUGCGAGAACAUGCCCUCUGGGGUCCCUAUGUGGUUGACUUAUCAGCUCAUCCUGUGGAUUCAUAUGCAGCCUUGAAGAAUUGGAUGAUUCUGGGCAAUAGUCAGAGGGCUACAGCAACAACUGGGAUGAAUGACAAGAGUUCGAGAUCUCACUCAAUUUUCAAUAUUGUCCUGAAUUUCUGGGAACGCGGAGAUGAUAAGCGUCAGCAGACACGACGCAGCAAAAUCAGUCUUGUGGAUUUGGCAGGGAGUGAACGGAUGAAUCCUACGUGUGCAAGUGGGGAUCGCCUAAAGGAGGGCAUUAGUAUCAACAGAAGCCUCCUGACACUAGGAAAGGUCAUAGCUGCACUGGCAUCGUCGAAGAAGGGAACACUAGGGCAUAUUCCUUACCGGGAGUCAAUUCUCACAUGGCUUCUUAAGGAGAAUUUGGGUGGCAAUUCCAAGACCGUGAUGUUAGCCACGAUUUCACCGGCUAGCAUUCAUUUGGAGGAGACUCUUGCCACAUUACGAUAUGCCUGCCAGGCUCGGGCUAUUGUUAACCGCGUUAAGGUGAAUGAAGAUCCACAUGAUAAGAUCAUCAGGGAAUUGAGGGCAGAAGUGGAACGGUUGCAAGUGCUACAGCAGGACUAUGAACGUCAACGACAGAGACAAACAGUGGCAGACGCUGGAACAGUUAGGCAUAUUGUGAUUGAGACAUCAAGUGCAGUGGAUGAGCAAGAAUUGGAGAGGCUACGGAGGGAAUUGCAGCAGUCUAAACAGGAAUUAGCCAAAGCACAGAGAUCCUGGAUGGAUCGACUGAACGAGGCUGAAAGCAUUCGAAAGAGUGAGAUGGAAAUGCUAAAGCGAAAAGGACUUACACUGAAUACAGAUAGAUCUCGCAAAGAACCGUGCCUUGUAAACUUGGAUCCGGAUCAUAUUCUUUCGGGAACUCUCGUUUAUCCCCUUCCGCUUGGUCUUGUUAAAAUAGGCAGGCAUCAUCCAACAUCCAAGGAUCAACCAGAUAUCAUCUUGGAGGGCCCUUUGGUUGCAUUCAAUCAUUGUUCCAUCGAGAACACCCAUGGAAUCCUCUUCUUAACACCUUCGUCCCUGGAAUUUGAGACUUUUGUGAAUGGUCAGUUGAUUGUUGAGCAGAUAGAACUGCAUCACGGCGAUCGGGUGGUCAUUGGAGGAUCGCACUAUUUUCGUGUCUCAAAUCCUAGUGAAGGGAUUUCUGCUGGUGUUUCAUUUGACUUCCAUCAAGCUCACCAGGAGAUCCAGGAGACACAGGAGAGACGUCUGCGUGAGGAGGUGAAUGCGGUAAAGCGGAGUGCUGAGAAGGAGAUGCAGGAGGAAUUGGAUACGUUGCAGCGUGAAGUGGAGAGAUUGAAGAGUCGAAAGGAAUUUGUGGAGGCUGAAUUGGAGAUUCUCAAGGUUUAUACGGAGAUGCCUGAAGAGGAAGUUGUACCCAGUCGGUAUAAGUCCAAUCUGCUGGAUGAUCUGCAGAAUAUCAUGACACGUCCCAGUGAGGAUUCCCUCCACAAGAUUCAGUUGCACGUGAAGGAGGCAACACAGAGAUGUCGGGACAUUGGACUGAUGGACUAUGAAUUCCGACAGAGUCAGGUUUGCGAUGAAUUGGGAUUAUUUAGGGCUGUGGUGAAUAUUGUGGAUAGAGGAAAGCGUCAAGUGGCUGAAUGGCCACCGGCGCGUCUUGAAGUGUGGCUGAAUAUGAUGAGAGAGGCUGAAAUGGAGCCAGCAAAAGUAUUUGACUGUAUGGAGAUGGAUUGGAAGCCUUUGGAUGAAACCAAUGAGAAUGCUCUCAAUGAAUCCAUUAAUUCUGGAAAGAGGAUUUCAUUGAAUUUGAGUGGUCGUAUGGGCAAUAGAACUCCACCAUCCCGAAAGACGGCAAAUGUCAAGCCAGCUCUAAGGGCAUUCCAUUCGUCAGUACAGAAGAAACUCUUUGCUGAGAGCCCUAAUGAAAACAUUUCUCCCCUCAGUGAACGUUUGCAGACUCCUGGAGAUUUUGUCAGUGCAGCCAGACCCUUCCUCAGGGAUCUCAAUGUAGCCACAAAUUGCCUGAGAAAUCUCUGUCACGAUGAUCGAGUGUCCAGCAGAAGUCGACAGUUUCUCACUCUGAUCGAUCAUAUGGACAAUAUUGUGGGACAGAUGACACAACUCCUCAGGGAGGAAGACUCAAAUGCCAAGACUCCAAAGACUCCAAAAUCCGUGAGGUUCCUUCUAGAUUAAUGGAAUGGAUAUAUUUGGUAGUGAAUUCCACCUCGAAUAUUUUGGCAAAUAAGUUAAAGAAGCUUUUCUAAAUUGCUUGGCCUGCUUGGCCUAUCUUUUGAAAUUUUCCAGUUUUGAUUUACGUUCUUAUGAAUAAAGAAUUUCAUAUCCUUCAAA